Nanorana parkeri is the source of this 1973-nucleotide messenger RNA. Its product is annotated as centrosomal protein of 290 kDa-like. The transcript has 17 exons. The record is from RefSeq and is a predicted model, not a curated record. Gene Ontology annotation, biological process: camera-type eye development; kidney development. The coding region runs from base 18 to 1973 and encodes 651 amino acids. Lineage: Eukaryota; Metazoa; Chordata; Amphibia; Anura; Dicroglossidae.
AAACAUAGGCAAUAAAGAUGGCUCCUGCUUUAGACUGGGGAAAGCUCAUGAAAGUGGAUCCAGAUGUUCUUCCGAAUCAAGAAAGAUUAGCAGAAAAGAUGCUGAAAACCUUAUCGCAGGUGACUAGCACAGACUUGCAUGGGGAGACCAAUGAAAAUUUGAUGCAGCUUUUUCGAAUUACACAGUCUUUAAUGAAGAUGAAAUCUCAAGAGGUAGACCUUGCCUUGGAAGAGGCAGAAAAAGCGGGGGAAGAGCAAGCCAAAACUGAAAACGUACUAAGGAAUAAAGUCAAGCAACUGGAAAAUGAAAUAGAGAUGGCACAGCUGUCCACUGGAACUAGAGAUUCACGUUUUUUACGGGAAGAAAUUCGUCAGCUUGAGGAACAGCUGGGACAGAGAGAGCGGGAACUGAAAGACAUGAGAAAGGAGCUUGAAAAAGAGAAACAAGUUAACGAACAAUUGGCUCUUCGAAAUGAAGAAACGGAUAAUGAAAACAGCAAAUUAAGAAGAGAGAAUGAACAGCUACGACAAGAUGUUAUAGACUACCAGAGACAGAUUGACUCCCAGAGGGAAUCUCUUAUGUCCCGUGGAGAUGGGCAAGACUACAAAACUAUUAUCUCGAAGAAGAACAUGGAGCUUGUACAUUACCUCGAUGAGAUACAGAGCUUGACCGAGGCCAAUGAGAUACUGGAAAGCCAAAACCAAGAAAUCACAAAACAUAUGGAAGUAUCUGUACAAGAAAUGGAGAAGAUGACAGAUGAAUACAGCAGAAUGAAACUCAUGGUACAGCAUGCUGACGGUGCUAUGGACCACUUGAAGAAAGAGAAGGAGCAAUACAGAUUUCAGGUUCUGGAGCUAACAGAGCAGAUGAAGGCUAAGAAUGAAGAAGAUGAUCCAGUUAUGAUAGCAGUUAAUACAAAAGUAGAAGAAUGGAAGAGGAUAUUGGCAUCAAAAGAUGAAGAAAUUGUGGCAUAUCAACAAAUGGUUCACAACUUGAGGGAAAAACUGAAGGUUGCUCAGUUGGAUGCAGACAAGAGCAGUGUUCUUGCCCUCCAACAGGGUGUGCAGGAACGGGAUAACCACAUUAAGUUGCUGACUGAGCAGCUGGAGCAGUAUACAAAGGAGAUGGAAUCUCAUUCCCUACAUGUUGAAACUCUGAAGCAGCAAUUAUUGCCAAAUAAAGGAGAUCCUCAGCUUUAUCAAUCUGAAGCGUUUCAAGCAAAACUGCAGCUCAUGGAUCAGAAACUCAGAGAAGCAGAACGUGUUGCAGAAUUAGCAGAGAAUGAUGCCCGGCAAAAAGACAAAGAUCUGGUUGAUGCCUUGAAACGGAUGAGAGACUAUGAAUCGGGAGUUUAUGGCUUAGAAGAAGCAGUUGCUGAAAUCAAAGAGCUAAAGACUCAAAAUAACCUAAGGGAUCGUGAAAUAGAAGCACUGACUGCAGACAUUAACAAACUUGAACUGAAAGUGAAUGAUAUUCUUGAUGAGAAUGAAGAUCUAAGGGAACGGUUAGGACUUGAUCCUAAAGCUGUUAUUGAUUUAACUGAAUUUAAAAAUAUUAAGACUCUCAAACAGCACCAGUACAGAGCAGAAAACCAGGUUCUUUUGAAAGAGAUUGAGCGGCUGGAAGAGGAGCGAGUUGAACUAAAGCAGCAAGUCCGCAAAAUGGCUCAAGAGAAAGGAAAGAGAGCUGCUUCACUUGGGCUAACAGCUGAUGACUUGUUUUUAAAUGGGAGUUCCAAUACGGACCCCAGUUCUAGACCGAGAGACUCCAGUUUUUUUGUCCUGGAUAAAACGGGUGAAAUUAGGGAAAAGUGUCUGGGCUUGGUUCUGGACAUUGUUGUGGCCCGAGUUUUUUUCUCCAUCGGGACAAACUUCUGGAACUCCGUUCCAGCGUGCGUCUCUUGCGGACGCACCGGUGGUCGUCCGUUCACUUUUGUGUGCAGGUCCUGGACCUCCUGGUGGCAGUGGGACUAG